Varanus komodoensis (Komodo dragon) is the source of this 3877-nucleotide messenger RNA. RefSeq names its product negative regulator of reactive oxygen species (gene NRROS). Gene Ontology annotation, cellular component: extracellular matrix. The transcript is spliced from 4 exons. The record is from RefSeq and is a predicted model, not a curated record. Lineage: Eukaryota; Metazoa; Chordata; Lepidosauria; Squamata; Varanidae. Gene Ontology annotation, molecular function: protein binding. The coding region runs from base 345 to 2396 and encodes 683 amino acids.
UGCUGGUCUCUUCCUUCCUCUUUCACUCACAUGUGAGGUUUAUACUUUUGCACAGAUGGACCAGGAAAAUGAUUUGGACUUGCCUUGACGCAGAGGUCUGAGAGUGUAUUUUGACCAAAUUGCUGAGGAUUACAUCUGUCUGAUGCCUUUCUUUUAAACUGCUGCCUUCCCCACUAGAACAUAAAACAGGGAAGUAGAACUCCUGUUUGGCAUCUGAGUACAGAAACUUUUGUCGUGGAUCCUUAUAUGCAUAUCAAAAAGAGAUCAGAAGACAAGUGAUCACUGGUGCAGAAUGAAUCUCCUAGGGAAGAGUGUGUUGCUCCAAGAGGAGUCCUGAUGUUGAAAUGGCGUUAAUAGCUCUGACGAUCUUCUUGUGUAUAGCUUUCCUAGAUACAGGAUGGGGAAGCAAACCUGCAGCCUAUCACAGGCUUUGCAAAUUAGUAGGGGCAACUGCAUAUUGCAAUGGGAGGAAACUGAGCUCUGUCCUGGAAGACUUGCCUGAUGAAACAGAGGAACUCUUCCUGGAUGCCAAUGUUAUACAGGCUCUAAAGAAUGCAUCUUUAGCACAGUUUCAUGUCCUGCAGAGCCUCAGCCUGUGCGAGAAUGGGUUGAAACUCAUUGAACCUGGAGCCUUCCUGGGAACCAGAAGUCUUAGUAUUCUUUCUGUGGCCAACAAUGCCCUUUCCACAAACUAUUCUGUGACAGCAGCUGCUCUUUGCACGUUGCCUGUGUUGAAGAAGCUAGACCUCUCAGGAAACCAGCUCACUGAAGCUAUGAUGGCCACUCUGGUACAGCACCUGUCCUCUCUGGAGUACUUGUCUUUAGCCAGGAAUGCCAUCAUGAGGCUGGAUGAUUCUCACUUCAGAAACCUUCCCAAUCUGCAGUACCUAGAUUUGCAGCAGAACUACAUCUUUGAGAUUGAGGUUGGUGCCUUCAAAGUUGUAAGAGGGCUGCAGCACCUUAAUCUGGCCUACAACUACAUUCCUUGCAUUGUGCAGUUUGAUCUGACCCAACUACGGAUGCUAAAUGUCAGCAACAACCAUAUUGAAUGGUUCUUGGCUGCAGAGAGUGAUGUUACCUUUGAAUUAGAAACACUAGAUCUUUCCCACAACCACCUCCUGUUCUUCCCAUUGUUGCCCAGGGAAAACAAACUGCGAACUCUGCUGCUGGCACACAAUCAAUUGAACUUCUAUGGGAAUUUCUCCAAUAAUAGUUCAGAGAGCUUAGUGCAACUGCUGUUCCUGGAUGGUAAUAUUACCAACAUCACCACCCAUGAUCUCUGGGGAGAAAGCACCCAUAGCAACCUCUCUUACCUAACCUUUCUAGACUUGAGCUGGAACCAGCUCUGGUACCUUCCAGACAGGUUUUUUGAAGGGAUUGUUUCCCUUGCUUAUCUGAAUCUUAGUCACAACUGCUUAAAAAUGGUACACUUGCAGGAGAGGGGAUUGUUCAACACACUUAUUGACUUGGAUCUCAGCUACAACCAGCUUUUGGAUCUACAGAUAAACCUGGGUCUUGGAAGCAGCUUAUCCAGCCUUGAGAGGUUAAAUCUAAGCAACAACAGACUGCAUGGCUUGCCAGCUAAAAUAUUUUCUCAAACACCAAAGAUCACUACAGUUGACUUUAGUAAGAACCCGAUAAAGAUUUGUGCCCCAUAUGGUGAAAAUUCUAGUUGUGUAGAUCUCAGUAAUAUUGGCUCCAUGAGGAACCUUUACUUGGCUGCUUGUGACCUUGAAAUGCUGAGCAGCCACAUGUUAAAGGGGACAUCCCUUGCAUGCUUAGACCUUUCUAACAAUCCCAGGUUGCUGCUCUUGGGCUUGGGACCUCUGCAAGAGGUUGCACAGUCUUUGCAGGUGCUUUCUCUCAGGCAAACAGGUCUCUCUGCUACAGGCACAAAGUUGGAUUUUUCAGCUUUUCAGAAGCUGGUAAGCCUAGAUUUGUCUGAAAACUCUCUGGACAUCUUCCCUGAAUCUUUAACAAGCUUGCAUCUGCACACUCUCAAUCUCAGGAGAAAUAGCCUCCACACCCUACCUCAGCACAUCACACAAACGCAACUUGGAAGGAGCUUGCACGUGAUCUACCUCAGCCAAAAUCCCUAUGACUGCUGCAGAAUGAGUUGGUGGGAUACCCUGCAUAGCCUUGGCACUAUAUCCAUUGCAGAUAGGAGUCAAGUCACUUGCAACUACUCCUCCAGGUUCUUCAGUGUAGUCCGCUUACCUGAAUCAAUCCUUCAGGUUUGCAAAUGGCAAACAGCAGAUAUGACAUUGCUGUAUCUUGUUCUUAUUCUUCCAACCUGUUUGACCCUGCUGGUUGCUUCCGUCAUCAUCUCUCUGACUUUCAGGCAACAUAUUCUUCGAAUAGUAAAGAGCAGGUACACAACAUCCAGCCCAUAUUGACUCUGGGGUGUCAGGAAGGAAGGAUGUGAGCCACUGAGCCUCUAGGAAUGGGCUCAAGCAGGAUUGGAAGGCUGGGAGUUACCCUCUCAGGUAUUGUAGCCACAGUGUCUGGCAGUGUUUUUUGAGGAGCUGCCCAACUAGUGUAAUAAAAUGUCCUUUUUAUGUACUUGGCAAAGAUGGCACAGCAAGUUCUGAGUAGAGAGUUACAAGUUAAAUGUACAGAUAAUGUACCAUUGAAAAAGAGGCCUUUAAGAAAGACAAGUUUAUGCAACUUUUGUUGGGAAUCAAGCAUGGGUUUUGUGUAUGUGUGUUUGUAUAAAUGUACCUCCAAUUUAGAUGUAACUUGCUUUUUAAUUCUAGGAGGAGCAUGCUUCCUUACCACACCUCAUUUGCAGCCUUGUCCAUGUACUAAAUGAAAGACUCAUUGCAAAGCUCUUUCUAACAUGGGAAGGAGGAGUGAAAUCACAGGAUUAUACACUGUAUGCUUUAAAUUGGGAACUGUAUGCUAAAAAGAGUCAAGUUACAACGUAGAUAUGAACAGUAUGAGGCAGAUUGCACGAGCCAGUUAGCCACUGACACUCAUCCACUACAAAACAAAUCUUUACUUUUCUGAGGACAUGGUGGAAGUGCAUCUGUGCUCCGAGACAGCUGCUAGAUCAGGCUUGCCCAAUUCAGUGUCCUCUGGAUGUGUUGGACUGUAAUUCCCAUCAUGCUUGGCCUGGGCAUAAUGGCUGCAUAUGAUGGGAGCUGCAGUCUAACACUUCUGGAGGGCACCAGAUUGAGGAUGGCUGUAUUUGAACAUAGGCUAGACUUUUCAGGGAAACAUGAAAAGGAAUGCAUGAGAGACAGGAAUAAAAUCUGGAUUCCUCCAUUGCCUAACUCUGCUGCCUGCUGCUUUUUCCAAGUGGUUUCUCCCAAUAUUUGUUUCCGGGACUAGAUGAAAAGGCAAGGAGGAAAUACCUCUAAGCUACACUGUGCAGUGAGAUAAGAUAGUGGCUGGGUUCAGACAAGUCAUGGUGGAAACUGUGCUGGCGUGAAUUGUCAUUAUGUCUGAACGUGUUGUGAGCUAGGCGUCCCCUCUCAAACAAGACAGACACUUCAGCAAUGAUUGGAAGAGUCUUUAUUCCAUACAGAAGUCUACUUAUUCACAAGCCUCGAAACACACACACAGUGGAAAGUUGACCCCUCGCUCUGCCCCCCUGCACCCAAAGCUUUGCUUAUGAACGCUUCAGCGCCAGUCACUGGAGGGAGGUGCACUAUGGAAGUGGGUGCGCCGAGUUUCUUCCCAUUGAGCCCCCAGUCAGUCUAGCCGGUGGGUGCAUUGACGGGCCGUUGUUUCCAUGUCUCCUGGGGUGUCAAGUUCUCCUCCCAAGAACCCCCUCCCCCAGCCUGCUGCCCCCCAGCCUGGCUGCUUCCCCACAAUCAGGAGGGGGGGGCAGGUCUGUGGUUGUCCUUGAAGUUCUUUGAUCCAGAGCUGGCUU